Messenger RNA from Cuscuta epithymum, 1148 nucleotides. Lineage: Eukaryota; Viridiplantae; Streptophyta; Magnoliopsida; Solanales; Convolvulaceae. The record is from the annotation of a GenBank genome assembly.
UCCAGCGACAAGCCAAGAAUUCUGAGCUCCCUUUUGCGCAAUAUGAAUGAAUAUAAUGAAUGGAUGCCUAGUCUGCCCAGUUUAUAGUUAAUUAAUUAUAUUAGCCUUUGCACCUACUUCUCUAUCUCAUUCUCACACAAAUUAAUUAAAUACUGCAUGCGUCCAGUCUCUACGUUAAUUAAUUAAUGGUCACCACUAUGGUUGCAUUUCAUCUCCCCAUUUUCUUCACCUUCUUAUCCAUAUUAUCAGGUGUGAGAAUCAGUGAAAGCGCGAGAGUUUUCACAAUCGUAAACAACUGCAAAGAGACGAUCUGGCCGGCGGUGACCCCCGGCGAGAAUUUCAACGGCGGGGGAUUCACUUUAAAAGCGGGGCAGUCGGUGGUGUUCACGGCGCCAGUGGCGUGGAGCGGGAGAAUGUGGGCCCGGACGGGAUGCAGCUUCGACAAGAACGGAAACGGGACGUGCGAAACCGGGAGCUGCGGGAGCACUCUCAAGUGCGGAGCCUCUGGCAAACCCCCGGUCUCGCUCGCCGAGUUCACGCUGGCCUCCCCGGACUUCUAUGACGUGAGCCUGGUGGACGGGUUCAACGUGCCGGUGACGGUGAAGCCGCUGAACGGGAGGGGGAACUGCAGCGUGGCGGGAUGCGUGGCGGACCUGAGGCCGGACUGCCCGUCGGAGCUGGCCCUGAAGGCCGCCGGGAAGACGGUGGCGUGCCGCAGCGCGUGCGACGUGUUCGACACGGACGAGUACUGUUGCAAGGGCAUUUACGGGAAUCCGACGACGUGCCAGCCCACGUUUUACUCGAAGAAAUUCAAGCAGGCUUGCCCCACUGCCUACAGUUAUGCGUACGAUGACCCUUCCAGUAUCUUCACUUGCUCAGGCACCGAUUAUGUUGUUUCUUUCUGCUCCUCCAGGACAGGGCGAGUAUGUACGUACCACGACCACCUCGUUCGUUGCAGUGGCUCCAACGGAUUGAGAUUAUUUACCACCGGAUUGUUGCUCAUUCUUGCAGCUAAUUUAUCGAUCCUUUUUUACAUGUAAAAAGUAAAUUAUAAUAGAAUGUGUAAACUCCCUUGAGGAGAAGUCUUUACAUUAUGACUAUUUAUACAUGAAUGAUGAGAGUAUAAAUGGUAAGGGGAGUAAUUAAAA